AUGUUGAUUCAAGGUGUACUCUUCAUUAGGAGACGCUGGUACGAAACUUUUCUUGUUAUGCAUAUCGUGUUGGGUGUUUGCUGGCUAGUGGGAUGUUGGACCCACGUUAAUAAGUUGGGAUUUGUCUAUUUUUUCUACCCUGUGGCAAUUGCAUGGGGUAUUGAUAGACUUGCUCGAAUUAUACGCUUGUUAUUAUUUGGAUAUCCAUUGGCGGAUAUUGAAUUGAUCACUAAUGAUUUGAUGAGAAUAGACAUUCCAGUGCCAGAAUCAUGGCAGAAUCGAGAUAACAUAGGAUAUGCCUUCAUAUAUAUUUUAAGAGCAAAUUGCUUUUGGCAGUCUCACCCAUUCACAUUUAUGCAUUCAAUAAUUACUCAAAAGCGUAUAGUAUGCUAUUGCAGAGUUAAAGGGGGACUCACAGAUAACUUACGACAUUACUUGUUAUACAAAUCAAAUAAUCACGCUAGAAUAAGAGUAGGUGUUGAAGGCCCUUAUGGAUCAUCACCCCCAGUUAAUCAAACAGAUCUGAUGGUCUUUGUUGCUGGUGGUAGUGGUAUAUCUGGGAUUUAUCAAGAGGUUACAUGCCGGACCAAACGCAAUCAAAGAGAUUUUGCCGUGACCGUCAAGUUGAUUUGGAUAGUUCGAGAUUUUUCCUUCAUUCGUUGGUUUUAUGCCGAAUUAAAAGCUUUAAAAGAGACAUCGGUUAUAGUCAUGGUGUACAUUACCGGAGUUUCAGCUCAACUGAGGGAGAACGGAGUUCCUCAAGAUGGAGUGACAGUUGAAAAAGAAGUUGGUCAUGAAAUGGUUUCGCUACAACGUUCACCGAGUAUGCCACUGUUGGAUGAUGUUGACCACGAAUCAGGGAGAGAUCUAAGUUUCAUUGAAUUUUUGUACGGUCGAUUUGACGUUACGCGGUUAGUAAUCACCAACAUUGAAGAGUGUAAAACCUCAGUCUCCUUCAUCACCUGCGGACAUCCAAAGAUGGUGGACGACCUUAGGGUUGCAGUCUGUCAAAGUAUAAACAGUGAACCCGAUAAAGAAAUCCACUUCUACGACCAGUUAGAAGUUUGGGCAUGA
Molecule: messenger RNA, 1074 nt
Organism: Lodderomyces orthopsilosis Co 90-125
Lineage: Eukaryota; Fungi; Ascomycota; Pichiomycetes; Serinales; Debaryomycetaceae
Product: ferric reductase family protein
Exons: 1
Coding region: 1-1074 (357 amino acids)
Biological process (GO): copper ion import; iron ion transport; intracellular iron ion homeostasis
Cellular component (GO): plasma membrane
Molecular function (GO): ferric-chelate reductase activity
Source: RefSeq, a predicted model, not a curated record